Ruditapes philippinarum (Manila clam) is the source of this 2893-nucleotide messenger RNA. RefSeq lists its product as uncharacterized. NCBI's taxonomy places the organism in Eukaryota, Metazoa, Mollusca, Bivalvia, Venerida, Veneridae. The transcript is spliced from 4 exons. The coding region runs from base 26 to 670 and encodes 214 amino acids. The record is from RefSeq and is a predicted model, not a curated record.
CAAGUUUGCUCUAGAGUUAGAAAGAAUGGCAACAUCCACGUUUUUAAAAAACAUUUUAAAAUGCUUGUGCUUCAAGUGUAAAAGUAACAAUGAGAGCAUAGAGAAGCUGAUACCAAACGAGUUAUCCUGGUUUAAAAAAAAGGUUGGUGAAUCUUGGAAAUUAACUGAGCGGGACAUAAAAGCAGCCAUGAGUUCUGAAAAGGACGAUAAUUCCAGAGUGGUAGCCCGAUUAGACACAAAAAUGAAAACUCUUGAAACAAACUUGGAGGAACAUAUGAAAUACAUGGGCACACAAUUAGCAGCGAUUCUGGAUAAAAUAGUAAAAAAACCGGAGGAAACUGAUUCUGGUGGCAACAAUGGUGAUACAUCAAUAGAGGUAGCCGGAUUUGACACGAAAUUAAAAACCCUUGAAACACACUUAGAGGAACAUAUGCAAUAUAGUGGCAAACAAUUUGCAGCGAUUUUGGAUAAAAUGGAAAACAACACAAAAGAAACUGAUGCCAACCAUGAAAUUAAUGGUGAUAAUUCAAGAGUGGUAGCCGGAUUAGACACGAAAUUUAAAACUCUUGAAACAAAGUUAGAGGAUAUGGCCGCCCAAUUAGCAGCGAUUUUGGAUAAAACGGAAAACAAUACACAGGAAACUGAUGACACCCAUGCAAUUAAUGAAUGACUGAUAACAUAUUCCUUUAAACAAAUCAAAAUAUUUACUGGUUUUUAUAUUUCUCCCAACAAUGAAAUAUUAUUUAAAUGGUUUUCUUGAUAAAUAUUAAACUGACAUGUCAAAUUUUAAACUCUAUGACCAUAAACAAAAUGCCUAAUUCUCAAAUUAAUUUACUGUAUAUUCAAUGACCAUUUGUUCGUUCGGUAACUAUCGGAAUCCAAAAUAGAUAACAUGGAUUUUCAAGAACGGCACAACGUUAUAGGUAUUCCAGCGGAACUUUUGUCCUACUUCCUUCACUAACAAGGUGUAAAAUAUGAUUUAAAGAAAAGUUAUUAAGUUUAAAAAAAGUAAGAAAAAUUAAAAUGGUUUAUCAAGAAUUUGAACUUGCAACUACUUGAACACAAUUCCGUUGCACUUACCACUAGACCAUUAAUUAGUAGUUAUAGGUGACAGUAUAGAUAUCUUUACAUUUGUACUUUUAUUCAGACUCAUGUGUAACUCAUAGUAAACUACGAAAACUAACGAAAACCCUCAAAUAAAUUAAACAGUCAAUACUGCCAAACAAUACGAUACCGUGGUGUGACUUGGUUAUAUUAAUAACAAACUAUAUAUAAACGCGCAAACACCCACACAUGUAUGCAUAUGUUGUAUAAUUUGGAUUUUACUUUGACAUUAUUAUUAUAUAACAUUACAGAAUAUUUUUAGAAUUACUUGACUUUGCAUAAUACUGAUUAAAAGACCCAUUUCUUUAAACAACAUCAUUCAUAAACUUUUAUGCUUAUUUUUAACUAAGAAAUGUGAGUUUUAAUUUUUAUCCUACAGUAGAUGGAACUCAUUACAGGGCACUGAUGUCUUUUUCACUUAGCCUGGCCAAUACACAGAUUGGUAAACUUUCACAUUGCCAGACCUCGAACUUACAAGUAGUUGACAUUUCUUGUCUUUUAUAUGUUUAUAAAUAAGUUACGUGUGAUAUAAGUUUCUAGUUUAUUGUUAAAAUUGUUUUGUUAUACUUUCUCUUUUUUGUAAUCAUUGUUAAUGAUACUGCUGCAAAUUUCAAUGAAUCAUUAUCAAUUUUUAGAAUAAUUAUGUAAAGAAAUGAUAAGCUAAAGCAUUUGUGAGGUAAAUUCUGGUUGGCUUUUUGCAGACGAAUCAGAUAAAUUGUUACAUACAGUGCCACCUGUUUGAAGAUGUUAGCUCACUCUGGGUUUAACCAGACAUCUCAUGGAGUUUUGACGUCUGGUGCUAAUCUUUGAAGAAGUAACAUCUCUGAAAGCUCUCUAAAGUUUAUUAAUUAAUUUAUUUAUUAACUAAUGAAUCUGUUUAGGUACUUUGGCAGUAAGUAAACCUUAGAGACUAUCUAAUUUCACUGAAACUUUUUUGAACAAUUUUUAAGUAAUUUUAGUAAUUUCUUUUUUUAAAGAUUAAUAAAUAUCUUUUCUUCCUUUCCUAAGUGGCAGCCAUAUUGAAUUAAUUGCUAUUCAUUUUAGUUAACAUAAAUUAAAAUAAGGAUUACUACUAAUUAAAUGUAUUAGUUUAUAACACAGAAUCAUUUUGGUUGUUUUUCAUAUUUUCAGUUUUUGUAUAACUGUACAAAGAAAUGUUAUUCUCGUAAGUUUUUUAUAUUUGCUUAGUUUUACUGCAUGAAACAAUAAGUUCCAUAUUUUGUAUAAACCAAUAAAUUGUUUAGAGUCUGCUAGCUACUAACGCACAUCUGCAACGUUUAUUUGAAAUUUUGAUCAGACCGCCCUUUAUUCACGAUUGAUAAUUCCAUUGCACUUGCCUAUCAGUAACGUUGUAAUAGAGGCCUUUGCUAUCGGUGUAUGACAUAAACGAGCAUAGAGCCACAUUUACAAGUAUUCACUAUCAGAUUGGUACAACGCAGUGAUGGCUUUGAAAUGUUGUAGCUUUAUUAUAAAGUCUUUACAAUAAUUUAUUAUUGUACAUGGUUUGUUUUUCAGAUUUAUUAUACCCGUAUCUUAAUUUACCUUAAAUGCAAUACUCCACCUUCAAACGACAUGUCAUGCGCUGUAACUAUCACUUAAUAUUAACAACUUAUUUUUCCUACAUACAUUUUAUGGGACACACGGGGAUAUAACUUUCAAAUUGAUUUGAAAUUGGCGUCUCUGAUUGGAUAAAAAGUGAAGCAAACUGUAGUUUUGAUAUUUCAUACUAUUUAUUGAUUUAUUAUAAUGUAUAUUUUCUAUAUUACUAGCUUCUAAUAAAAUCAAUUAA